Paramecium sonneborni is the source of this 1638-nucleotide messenger RNA. The record is from the annotation of a GenBank genome assembly. Lineage: Eukaryota; Ciliophora; Oligohymenophorea; Peniculida; Parameciidae.
AAAUGAUUGAUUUAAUUGAGUAAUAUAGAAUACAAGAUAUGAAAUAUUUAUCUGAGAUGUUUACUAAACCAAUGAGUUAAAGAUUAAUGGAAGAAUAUUAUAAAGAAAAUGAAAAAGCUAUAGAAUUAUAUUAAGAGUAGAAUCGACUAUUUGUAAAAGUAGAAGGAUUGUAAGAAAGUGGAGUUUAACCAAAAGAAAUGAUUGAAUUAUAGAUGAGAAAUGAAGAAUUAGAAAGAUAAAAUAGAGAUUUAUACACAGAAGUUUAAGAAACAUCUAAAUAAUAUAAAUAUUUAAAGGAAUAGAGUGAAUUACAAUAGGAAUGUAUAAAGAAUCUUGAGAGUGAUAAAUUAGAAUCGUAAAUAAAAAUAAAUAAACUGGAAGAUAUUUUAGAAUAGAAAAAUAAAGAUAUAAGAGAAAUAGUAGAGAGUAGAGAAAAAUUAUUAUUAGAGAUUUAAUAAUUAACAUUAGUGAGGAGUUAAUUAGAAGAGAUGAUGUUAAGAGAAAAGAUGAAGAUUUUGGAAUAGUUGAAUGAAAUAAAUGAAUUAAAUGAAAGUGUAUAGAGAUAGAAAAAGGUUUUGGAAUAGGAUUAAGAUAGAUUUAAUAAAUAAUAUAAAGACAUGUAGAAUUAAGGAAAAUUCUAAACUUUAGCUCCCUUAGCCACAGAAUAAUAAUUAGCAAAGAAUGCUUUUUUAGAUGAUAUACCUUAAAUGGUAGUAAGGAGAUUGAAUAAAUUUCAUAAUGUAGAGAUUUAUGCAAUAGCUUAAAAUUUAAAUGGUACAUUGAUAGCAACUUGUGGUGGUGAUAGAACAAUUAGAUUAUAUGAUCCAUUUAAUUUAAGUUAGGUUUCACAAUAUUAAACAUCUGGUGAUGAAGUAUUUACAAGUGUAGAAUUCUCUCCAUCUUAAGAUUGUAUAUUAGUAUCAUCAACAGAUAAUUCUUGUUAAUUAUUUUAUUUAUAAUAAUGGAAAUAAAAAAUGAGAGGAAGUGGUCAUGUAGAUUAGGUUACAUGUUCAACAUUUUUAGGAGGAGAUAAAGAUUCAUGUGUUUCUGGAUCUAAAGAUAGAUAAAUUAAAUUAUGGAAUAUUAAUAAUUAAUUUUGUACAAGAACUAUUUCUACAGGAAGUUAAGUAUUAUCAAUAAUUAGUGAACAUAAUGUACCAAUAAUCAUUUCAGGACAUAGAGAUGGAUCUAUUAGAGGUUACUCAUUAAAAAGUGAUCCUAAACCUAUAUUUUAAGAGAAAUCAUUUUUUGAUGAUUCUGUUACAUCUAUUUCCAUUUCAUAGGACAAUCAUACAUUAUUAUGUUGUUCUAAAGAAGGCUAUUAUAUUAAGUCAUAUGAUUUAAGAAUGAAUAAGUUAUUGAAAACUUAUGAACAUGAUAAAUAUAUGAAUAGUCAUGAUCAUAAUAGGAUUACAUUUGGACCAGAUGAGAAAUAUAUUAUUGCUGGAAAUUGUAAUUAAUUUCAUUUUAUAUAAUAUAGCUGAUAGCAGUCUGAUUUCUUGGAAUAUUAAUGGUAGAUUUCAUAAAUAACUAACUAAGGGUUAACAUGAAGGUGUUGUUCUAAGUGUGUCCUUUCAUCCAGUAUCUGGACAAAUGUAUUCCGCAGAUACUCGUGGAAAUUUAGUAAUUUGGAAAUGA